Molecule: messenger RNA, 1283 nt
Organism: Arabidopsis lyrata subsp. lyrata
Lineage: Eukaryota; Viridiplantae; Streptophyta; Magnoliopsida; Brassicales; Brassicaceae
Exons: 1
Coding region: 49-1149 (366 amino acids)
Cellular component (GO): membrane
Molecular function (GO): glycosyltransferase activity
Source: RefSeq, a predicted model, not a curated record
AUGUUCAUAGUUAAAACUUGAUGAUACAUUGUGAGAUGAUACAUAAAAAUGUUAGCCUUAUAUUUCAUUCUACUCGUAUGCGUGCCUCUAGGUGUCAUCAUGACCUUUACGAGUCCUCGACUAGCUAUUACUGUGGCCGUCACUAAGCCGGCGGUCUUAGUAAUACAAAAUUCCAAUAAUACCCUUACAUCUCCUCGAGUAAUUACUUCUCAGCCACUGGAUCACGAUGACUUACUCCUUCGUCAAGCUUCUAAAGUCGACCUAAACCCUUCACCCAAAUUUCCCAAAAAACUCGCUUUCAUGUUCUUAACAACUAACUCUCUUCCAUUUGCACCGCUUUGGGAGCUUUUUUUCAACCAAAGCUCUGAUCAUAAGUCUCUUUACAAUGUCUACGUCCAUGUAGACCCGACUCAAAAACACGAACCGGGUUCUUACGGCACGUUUCAUAACCGGAUCAUACCUUCCUCAAAACCGGCUUACCGGCACACCCCAACACUUAUCUCAGCCGCACGUCGUUUACUAGCUCAUGCGCUUCUCGAUGACCCGUCUAAUUACAUGUUUAUCCUUCUCUCCCCUUCUUGCAUUCCUUUGCACUCCUUUAACUUCACUUACAAGACACUAGUCUCAUCCACAAAGAGCUUCAUCGAGAUUCUUAAAGACGAACCAGGGUGGUACGAAAGGUGGGCAGCGCGUGGACCCUACGCGAUGUUCCCCGAGGUACCACCCGAGGAGUUUCGAAUCGGCUCACAGUUCUGGACAUUGACACGAGCACAUGCGCAGUUAGUGGUGAGUGACGUGGAGAUAUGGUCCAAGUUUAACAAGUCUUGCGUAAGAAAAGACAUAUGUUACCCCGAGGAACAUUACUUCCCUACUCUCCUCCACAUGCGAGACCCACAAGGGUGUGUAUCCGCUACGGUCACGCACGUUGAUUGGAGCGUCAACGAACAUGGUCAUCCUCGGACGUAUAAACCGUCGGAGGUUAGGGCUGAGCUUAUACAAAAGCUGCGAAGUGCACGGCUUAGGUAUGGGGACGGCAACCGAACGAGGAAAGAUCCAUUUCUUUUCGCUCGGAAAUUUUCUCCGGCCGGGAUCAGUCAGUUGAUGAACAUAACUCGAAAUGUCAUCUUUAACGAUUUGGCUCUCGUGUAAAGUAUAGAAUACGUUGUUUAUGUUUAGACUUUAGGGGACUUGAUUUGGUUUCAUUUUAAGAUUUUUCUUAUGUUUAAACAUGUAUGCGUGGAUGUUCAAUUAGUGUUAUAUAUGAAAAGAUUCCAAUAAUGUUA